Molecule: messenger RNA, 2817 nt
Organism: Owenia fusiformis
Lineage: Eukaryota; Metazoa; Annelida; Polychaeta; Sabellida; Oweniidae
Source: the annotation of a GenBank genome assembly
CCGGAAGUAACCUUUCAUCAUGGCUGCAUUAUUUUUAUGCGGUCACUUUUGCAGGAAAACUGCAAAUGCCUCGCUAUUUAUGAGACCAAUUUUGACAAAUACACAUCAGAAUGCUAGAUUAGAAGUACAGUCAUGUAAUAAUGUGCUGUUAUUAAGUAAAUUUCGAUGUUCAAACCAGACUCGUUUCUUCCAUCAAGGGUUGCCUACAAGAAUUGGCGCAUCUAAGAGGAUCUUCUCCAAACUAACUAAACAAAGACCUUUAUUGAAGUCUACUAAAAAGGACUGCUUUCACCCUGUGGCCAACACUCUACCACCCAAUGUUAUCCCUAAGAAAGGGGGAGAGAUAUCCGCCUGGGCAAUCGUACAAAAGAUGAUAGGAUAUGUGUGGCCGAAGGAUAAUAUAGGAUUGCGGGUCCGGGUUGUCAUAGCGCUAGGGUUGCUAAUCGGAUCAAAGGUAAUCAAUGUUCAAGUGCCUUUCCUGUUCAAGUAUGCAGUAGACUUUCUAAAUGAUUCAAACAAUUGGUUGAAUAUAGAUAAUCCAGUUGGUACCAUAAUCACCAUGGCAACAGCAUUAAUCUUGGGAUAUGGUCUGGCGAGAACUAGUGCCUCAUUAUUUCAAGAACUCCGUAAUGCAGUAUUCGCCAAGGUUGCUCAGAGUUCAAUACGGAGGGUUGCCCGCAAUGUGUUCCUUCAUCUGCACAACCUUGACUUAUCAUUCCAUCUAUCCAGACAAACAGGGGCCCUGUCGAAGGCCAUAGACAGAGGAACAAGAGGGAUCAAUUCUGUGCUGAGUGCUUUGGUAUUUAAUGUUGUGCCAACAGUGUUUGAAGUUUCCCUAGUAACUGCUAUUCUGUAUUAUAAAUGUGGUGGACAGUUUGCUCUAGUGUCAUUAGGCUGUAUCACAUCCUAUGCUGUUUUCACAUUGGCUAUCACAUCCUGGAGGACCAAAUUCCGAGUUCAGAUGAACAAAGCAGACCAGGAUGCUGGUAAUAAAGCCAUCGACUCUCUAAUCAACUAUGAAACAGUCAAGUUUUUCAACAAUGAGGUUUACGAGGCAAACAUCUAUGACAAAUCUUUGGCAAAAUAUGAGACAGCUUCCUUGAAGACUACUACAAGUUUGGCUGCAUUGAACUGGGGACAAAAUGCCAUCUUUACUGUAGGGAUAACUACCAUGAUGAUCUUAGCUAGCCAAGGAAUUAUGGCAGGUACAAUGACUGUAGGAGAUUUAGUGAUGGUAAAUGGUCUACUCUUCCAGCUUUCUGUACCACUGAACUUCCUGGGCUCUGUGUAUAGGGACGUACGACAAUCUCUGAUUGACAUGCAGACAAUGUUCAGUCUUUUAGAGCUUGACACUGAUAUCAAGAAUAAACAAGGAGCUGUAGAUGUGACUUUAGACAAAAAUGAUGCCUCCAUCAGAUUUGAAGAUGUUCACUUUGGCUAUGAGCAAGGACGUGAUAUUCUCAAUGGUCUCACAUUUGAUGUUCCUGCAGGACAGAAGAUCGCCAUUGUAGGAGGGAGCGGCUCAGGGAAAUCAACCAUUGUGCGUUUAUUGUAUCGAUUCUUUGAUGCUAAAGAGGGGAACGUCAUCAUAAGCAACCAAAACAUUAAAAAUGUCACUGUAGAGAGUAUGAGGAGGUUUAUAGGAGUUGUGCCUCAGGAUACUGUCCUCUUUCACAACACAAUCUUCUACAAUAUUAAGUAUGGCAAUUUGGAUGCAACUGACGAGGAAGUGUAUGACGCAGCCAAGAUGGCCGACCUCCAUAAAUCAAUCAUUCGAAUGCCUCAUGGAUACCAGACACAAGUUGGAGAGAGAGGACUAAAGCUUUCAGGGGGUGAAAAACAGAGGGUGUCCAUAGCCCGUGCAAUACUAAAGGGAGCCCCCAUACUUAUUUAUGAUGAGGCCACCUCAUCUCUGGACUCAAUCACUGAAGAGAAUAUCCUAAGAGAUCUCAAGAACAUUAUGAAAAAUCAAACCAGUAUUGUAAUUGCCCAUCGUCUUUCAACAAUCGUGGAUGCUGAUGAAAUCCUCGUUCUCGAUCAUGGACGUGUUGCAGAGCGAGGUACACAUUAUGAGUUGCUAGGCAACACAGGGAGUUUAUAUCACACUUUAUGGCGAAAACAACACCAUCCCUCGUCACUGGAAGAUAAAGACAAUGCUAGUGAUGUAACUAACAAUGCAAAAGAAAUUCUAGACUCUGAUUAUAAAACAAGUGAUAGUUAUGACAGUAAAACAAAAGAUGGCGCAUCAUGACAGAAAUUUCAAAAUAGGGAUUGAUCAAUUUUAAUUGUGGAUUGCUCAUUUUGAGAUUAUCAUGAAGUGACUUUCAGAGAGAAGUUCAACUAUUUAUUGUUUAGUAAAAGAGCUUUUAGUUUUGGUGCUAAAAGAAGGUUUUGAAAACCCCAUAAUUUAUUAUUCCAUUAUAUUAUUUUACCACAUAUUUACAAACAUCUGAGGACAUUUUCAUGACAAGUGAAAUAUUUUUUCUUGUUUUGUGUAUUUAUACAUAGCAGUGCUAUCUUCAAAUUAUGUAGGAAUAACCAUAGUGGAGGUAUAAAUGCCAUAGAAUUAUUGUAGUGUCUGAAUAGCAAUAAUGGGAUCAUAAACACUCAUUGAACCGAUAUUGAUUUGAAUCACGGGCGCCCUCUUUGUUGGUUGUCCAAAGAUAAUAUAUAAUUAUUACCGUUAAAGUGUUCUUAUAUUUAUAGGUUACCAUACCAGAGGUGUUUUUAAAACUAUAUUUUACUUUUUGAACUGCUUUAUAAUUAUAAAAUAUGUAACUUCAAUAAGAAAAAUGCAAUUUUAAUUUUAAUGAGAAA